This is a messenger RNA of Prunus persica (peach), 1033 nucleotides long. RefSeq names its product ankyrin repeat domain-containing protein 30A. Bases 263 to 781 code for a protein of 172 amino acids. Lineage: Eukaryota; Viridiplantae; Streptophyta; Magnoliopsida; Rosales; Rosaceae. The record is from RefSeq and is a predicted model, not a curated record. The transcript has 4 exons.
CUCGUUCAACAAAGGUGAAACCCACCCUUAAACUUUAUGAUUAUAAAGGAAGUAGGUGUUUUUUGUCUUUUGAGGUCAUUGUAAUAAGUUUAUGCUGUAAAGUAAGUUGGGGGGUUCCAUACCUUUAAAGCCAGCUUUGCUAUAACCAACUCCAACAGGAGAAAGAUAGCCAUCAUUUGAAGGAAAAAAGAGCAGAAGAGAGAGAGAGAGAGAAGAGAGUAGUGCUGCAAGGGAGAGAGGAAAGGGUGUUGCAGAGAAACCAAUGGCGACGCCGAAACAGAUGUGGGAGCAGCAGCAAUCGCAGAUGCAGCGAGUUAAGAACUCCGGUAUUGUCAGUUACAAUGGGAGCCCUGUAAAUGAUGACAAGGAAGAAGAAAUGUCAAGGUCUGCGGUUGCUUUGUUCCUGGCAAAGGAAGAAGAGAUUGAGAGGAAGAAGUCGGAGGUGAAGGACAAGGUCCAGGCUCAGAUGGGAAGGGUUGAAGAAACAACUAAGCGCUUGGCUGAGAUUCAAGAAGAGCUUGAAGCACUGACAGAUCCAAUGAGAAAGGAAGUUGCAAAUGUUCGGAAGAGGAUAGACAUAGUUAACAAGGAGUUAAAGCCACUAGGCCAGAGCUGCCAGAGGAAGGAGAAAGAAUACAAAGAAGCACUCGAGGCUUUAAACGAGAAGAACAAAGAGAAAGCUCAACUAGUUUCCAGAUUGAAGGAGCUUGUGGGUGAAAGUGAGAAGUUGAGGAUGAAGAAGCUGGAGGAGCUGAACAAACAUGUAGAGACUCUGCGUUAAGAUGUGCUAAUCAAGGAUUAAGAUGGGCUGCCUGUGCGUGUGUGCUGUAAUUAGGACCUUUGUGCUUACAAUUGAUAUCAUUUUUUUGAUUUUUUUGUCUCUUUAUUUCACUGGUUAUAUUCAAGAAAGGUUUUCUCUGGUAUUGACAUAAACACCCCCAACAAUAUUGCCACUGAAUGUAUAUGUAGAAUUGUGAGAUAUGUUUGUCUGCUAAUGAAAUUGUGAAAUGAAAAGGGAGCUAUUUUUAUGAAA